Messenger RNA from Manihot esculenta (cassava), 1497 nucleotides. RefSeq lists its product as uncharacterized. The transcript has a single exon. The record is from RefSeq and is a predicted model, not a curated record. NCBI's taxonomy places the organism in Eukaryota, Viridiplantae, Streptophyta, Magnoliopsida, Malpighiales, Euphorbiaceae. Bases 1 to 1497 code for a protein of 498 amino acids.
AUGGCAGUUUCUGCAUAUGCUAAUAUUCAUUGGGAUGGUAAUGUUAUAAAUAGUUGUAAUGGUUACGAUUAUGAUGGAGAUUUUUCAAAAAUUAUUCAAUUGGGUAAACGAAUAAGUUUUAAUCAAUUGGUUGGUAAAAUUGCUCGUGCAAUUGGAUUAUUCGAAAAUAAUGAAUUUAUAGAGACGAUUAGUUUUAGAAAGUCUACAGUUGUGGAUGGAUCCUUACAAUUUGAAUGUAUGGAGAUAUGGGGUGAAGAUGAUGUGUCUAAUAUGUUUAAUUACUUGUAUCAAAUUGGUGGUAUACCUGGUAUAGAAAUAUAUGUUAAGAUACUUCGUUGUGUUGAUACUACAAAUGAGGAUGCUGAUAUUGGUCCAUCUGGAACUGCCGUUGAAUCAAAUGAUGAACCAUGUGAAGAGCAUAAUGUAGUUGAUGAUUAUGGUUUAUGUGAUAGUCUUGCAGGGCCGUCAUUUAAUUUAUCUAAUACAGUAGAGAAUGAGGACAAGGACGAGUACGAGGACGAGGACGAGGAUGAGGAUGAGGACGACGAUGAUUCAUGGAUGUCUACUGAGGAUGAUGAUGAUGAUAAUGGACAGGAGGAUAUUGGGAGUGAGUCUCGAUAUUACAAGGGACUGCCAUAUGCAGAAAUAGACUUCGAUUUGUUGAGGGUGGAUCCUUAUGAUAAGCCAGAAAGUCGUUACUUUUGGGAUCCUUCUAAAGAGUUUUCAGUUGGGAUGAUAUUUUCUUCGAGAGAUGCAGUGGCUGCUGCUGCAAAAGAAUAUCAUCUAAGACAUCACCAUCAAUUCUGUUAUCAUGAAACAAGGGAGAAGACGUAUUCUAUAAAGUGCAAAGACAAAGACAGUGGAUGUGCAUGGAGGCUUCGAGCAUCCAAGAAAGAAGGGGAGGAUGUAUGGAAAAUUACGAGAUACAAUGGACCGCACACGUGUACAAAUCCUCAGGUAACAAAAAACCAUAGCCAAUUGGAUGAGAAUUUCAUUUGUUCAUUCAUAUUUGCAUUAAUUGAACAACAGCCUGAUAUAAAAAUUGUUGCCCUACAAGCUGAAGUGCGGGAUAAAUUUGGGUACGAGCCGUCUUAUCAGAAAACAUGGAAAGCUAAGCAGAAGGCAAUUGCACGGCUUUAUGGGGGUUGGGAUGAAUCAUACAGUCGUUUGCGUAGAUUCAUGACUGCUCUUCAUCAUUUUAACCCAGAAACAGUAUACAUGAUCGAAGAUAAUCCACAUUGGAUAAAUGAGCGAUUAAAUCCGAUGUGUUGUGUGUUUGACCGUAUGUUCUGGGCUUUUAAGCAAUCGAUUGAGGGAUUUAAACAUUGCCGACCUGUUAUCUCAAUCGAUGUGACAUUCUUGUACGGAAAAUAUACCGGGUGUAUACUGUGUGCAACCGCACUUAAUGGAAAUAAUCAACUAUUUCCAUUAGCUUUUGCCAUUGUUGAUAAGGAGGACGGUGACAAUUGGUUAUUAACCCUACAUCCUGAAGGGUAA